Molecule: messenger RNA, 2409 nt
Organism: Linum tenue
Lineage: Eukaryota; Viridiplantae; Streptophyta; Magnoliopsida; Malpighiales; Linaceae
Source: the annotation of a GenBank genome assembly
CCAAACCAGCGAAUUAGGUUACCUAACUCGAGACUGCAAAGUCAGCAGACAUCUUAUACUUAAUUCUGAAUUCAUAUCACCCCUCACAGUCAUGCAAUCAAGCAAACGAACAACCAUUCCUUCUUUUGUUCUCUUCCUCUUGUCUUCAGCAUCCAUCCCCCUCAUUUUCAAUUUUUGAAUCCCCUCUCCCCCAAAAAAUCACCACUUCAGUCCUUCUUCCCUCCUUUCUUUUCAACUCUUUCUUAUAAACCUCCAGGCUCCAAAACACACGCUUCCUUCCGGCUUCCCAUUCUUCCCCUUCCCCCCAUACCAACCAUCUCUCUCUCUCUCUCUCCUUUCCCUUCCUUCUCUGCUCAAUCGCUUUCCUCUCCUGCCCCCUUCCGUCGUCUACCCCUACAUUUUCCGUUUCCGCUUUUGCUUGCUUGUUUCUUCCGGCGGAUCGGAAAAGCUGAAAUAGGAAAGGGGGGGAACGUCGACAUGUCGGUCAGUUCCAGAGGAAGAAACGCAGAGCUUCGUAUUCCGAGGAAAUGGACGGACAGAGAAGCUACUCCUGAGCGAAUCAGAGUCUGGGGUCACCCCCACGCCACCAACAAUGCCGCUCAAGAAAAUGACGAUAAUAAGGCCACAAACAGUUUCCCCGAGGAGGAGAAGAAAGUCCCCGUCGUUUACUACCUCUCCAGAAAUGGACAGCUCGAGCACCCUCAUUUCAUGGAAGUCCCCCUCACCGCUCCCGACGGUCUCUAUCUCCGAGAUGUGCUCGACCGCUUGAAUCUUCUCCGCGGCAAAGGCAUGGCUGCUCUCUACUCUUGGUCCUGUAAACGGAGCUACAAAAGCGGUUUCGUCUGGCACGAUUUGGCGGAGAGCGAUUUCAUCUACCCGGCCCACGGCAACGAGUACGUCCUCAAAGGCUCGGAGCUUCUCGAACCGCCGCCGCCGCCGCCGCAGAAAUCGCUCGUCGACUCCACUGCUUCCUUCAGAUCCGUCAAAUUACCGGCCGAGAUUCAGAGCCACAAGUCAUCUUCAUCGUCCCCGCCGUCAAGCGACGAUCUGGAUGCUCGCCCGCUGGUCACGCGGCGGAGGAACCAGUCCUGGAGCUCCAUCGAUCUGAGCGAGUACAAGGUGUAUAAAGCGGAGCCGUUCUCCCAGUCGAGCCGGAGGCUGGCAGCGGACGCGGCGACUCAGACCGACGACAAGAGGCGGCGGAGGAGGCCGGUGAAGCCGGCCGAGGAGGAAAUAGGAGAGAUCGUUGAGGCGUCAGACGUCGGCGGAGCGAGGCGGGACCGCCGGGAGCUUGGAGGAGGAAGCAGAGAGGAGAUCGAGAUCUCGCCCCCGCCGUCGGACUCCAGCCCGGAGACGCUGGAGACGUUGAUGAAAGCGGACAGGCGGCUGAUACUGGGCGGGAGGAGCGGCGGAACGGAGAACUCGAAUCCGACGGCGGAGAACGACGGAAGGGUGAAGGCGUCGACGGUCCUGAUGCAGUUGAUUUCCUGCGGGUCCAUCUCGUUCAGGGACUGUGGGGCCGCGACGGUGAAGGAGCAAGGGCUCUCUUUGAUUGGGCAAUACAAGGGGAGGCUGCCACGUGGCGUCGGGGACCACUUGGCCGGGGCAUCCUGGGAACUUGGGAUUUCUCCAGGGGUAAGAUUGGAAGAUAAAGAGUAUUUUAGCGGGAGCGUGAUCGAGACGAGGAAGGAAGAGAUUCCUGCUGCUCUGAAGCGGUCUAAUUCCUACAAUGCUGACAGCAGGAUGUCACAGUUGCAACAACUGGGGGAGAAGGAGAUGGAAGGAAGUAGUGGCCGCCGCAGUGCCGCGGCCACGAAAUGCAUCCCGAGGAGGCUGCCCAAAGCCGGGGCGGCAACGCCGAGCAGGAAAGAAAAGGAGAAGGGUAGCAGCAGCCACCACCAGGGUGAUGGAAUUAACAGCAGUCAGGGUGGCGGUGGCGGUAGUGGGAGCAAGAGAUUUGAGCCGACCAACGUCCAGCAAGUUGAGGGAAUCCAAGAUGGGAGUUAAUUAAUUUAUAUUACUUAUCGAGAUGGAAGAAAGAGGAAUGAAUGUCUCGCCUAUAUUGUAAAUGACGAACAUGGGACUGUUAGUUUCUAGCUAGUUUUAGUUUUCCGGGCACGGCACGGCACGGCACGGCGAGCAGAACAUACAUCCAUGGCGGGGAGAGAGGGAAUUGAGGAAAAGUUUGCUUUUGGGGAAUCGAAUCUACACAAAAGUAAGAGAAGCAAAAGGGGAGUGAGGCUCCUUUUUUUUUCAUUCUCUUUUGUGGAAGGUUGCGAAAGUGUCUGGUGGGUUGAGGAGCUGUGCGAUGAUGGCGCGGCCUUGGUGUCUGUAAUUUUCAGAAACUGAUGUAGAAAUCUAUGACUAAUAAUAAUAAGUUAAUAACAUGGUCUCCCAAUCUUCAAGUAA